Messenger RNA from Colletotrichum karsti, 1089 nucleotides. RefSeq lists its product as uncharacterized. The transcript has 2 exons. NCBI's taxonomy places the organism in Eukaryota, Fungi, Ascomycota, Sordariomycetes, Glomerellales, Glomerellaceae. The record is from RefSeq and is a predicted model, not a curated record. The coding region runs from base 1 to 1089 and encodes 362 amino acids.
AUGUCGAUGAGCUACGCUGCAGUCGCCAAGACGCCUCCAGACCCCCGUGUGGUCACGGAGACGAUGCUGGACGCUGCAGAGCUGGAGGAUUUCAGCCCGCACAUCGACAGCAACAAACUCCUCAUCGGCCUCUACGACUCCGACAAUGAACUUUUCAAGAGGUGGUACCACGUCUUGUCCCCGGUAUUGGAGGUGGCAUCUCCAGUGAUGGCCAACUUGAUCAGGACGCAGUCCAACACGGUCGGCGAGCACCGGGUUCUCGUUGUCGAAGGCGUGGUGUCAGAGGCCCUCGAUUGCAUCUUCUCCGUUCUGCACCAUUGGAACAUCAUCGCAUACAAGUCUCUCGAGAUCGACCAAAUCGUCAGUGUUGCCGGAUGUAGCUCCAAACUUGGCUUCAACAAAGCCCUCAGUUCGUGGGUCUACCGCUGGUACGAGCCGCACAUUGCACAGAUUGCUUGUGGCAACCACAUCAAGCCCGACACCCUCGGCCCCCUCUUGGAAAGCGCCAAAGACUUCGAAGCACCCGAACAGUUCUCCAAAGUUUGGAUGGAAGCUGUCCGGAAGCUUUCCCCUGCCGAUUUCACUCCAGCAAUGCACGAUAAACCUCUAGUACCGGAGGGUAUGAAAGACGCACUUUCCAUCGACGUGGCUGCGUUGCUCACUCGGAUGACGGACGAUAUCUCAAACCUCGAUGGCCCACUGCAGAUUGGUCGUACGCAGUUUGCCACUCGUUUCUACCGUUGCCCAGAUUGCGGCAGACGACAAAAUACAUCAUCUUGCAGCAACUGCUGUAUUCCCUUCGAUGACCAAGAUGUCAGCAACUGCAACAAGCAGUCUCGCAUCGCUGAUUUCUUCAACAUCUUCAUGAAGGCAGGAAUGUGGCCGCCCUCCGUACCACGUCAGAAGUUCUCCGCUAACCAGCUCGCCCAACACGUCUACGUGCUCAACGAAUACCUUGAGCACAGUUGCACCGGCGAGCAUAGCUGUCCUUUGCGAUUCCAUAUCACAGGUCUUUCCCAGAGACUGAACCGCACGCUCAAGCAGGUACCUGAGCCAAACUUGAAGGCUUCGGGCUUUUUUCAGGGGUAA